AGGGCAGAACGAUACCUUCAGGGCACGCACUGGUUUGUUAUAAAACACAAAACCAUAGAGCAACAUAGGAACCAGCGGUGAACUCCCCAGAUCUAGACGUAAUGCAGGCUUGAGUCUUUCGUUCAGCUAUGGCAGAUGGUUUUAAUUCUGUUCUUUGUAUAUUGGAUAUCAGGACAUUUGUGUUCUCUUUGCUGGUGAUAUUUUGACGAAUAACUGAAAAAGAGGCACAUCUAUUUCUGAAGGAAUAAUAGUGGGCUAGAAGUGUAAAUUGACGAUACCUAAUCAAGUUGUCGUCUGCUUCUGUUCCAUAUGGAUGGAAAUUGUCGGCGAUUCGUAAUUAUUGAUGCUGAAACAAAUAUGUUUUAUGUCAAAAAGAAACUACAGUUUUAAAUUAAUAGUUCCCGAGGUCCGUUGGUGCGUCAGGAGCCUAUCUAGCCUUUAAAAAAAAAGUGUGGUUGCAGUACAGCAAGAAUCAAGAUACACAAAUUACUCCAUCUUCUCCAGGUAGCCAAAGAUAACUCCUUUUAUUUAAAAAUGGCUGUUUAUUGUAGCUUGAUACGGCCCUGGUACGUACCUUUAUCUGUAUCUUAUGAAAUGCAGUUUCGCCCACUACAAACACUAGUUUAAAGUUUGUAUGGGAUGCUUUUCAAACAAAGGUUGCUGAUAUAAAAGGUAGCGUUUACAGUCACCACAACACCAGGUUGAUGAGAAAUACAUUGACGUUUACAGUUUAAAGUGCUUUUCAAAGAACGGUAGCUGAUAUAAAAGAUAGCUUUUAGUCUACAUCAUUUUUGUAAGAAUAACUGAUUCAGUAUCAGCGCAAGGAUAUUUGUCAUCUUAGGCAAGACUUCAAAUGUGCGUCUCUCAAUAACUUAUUAUAAUAUAAUGUUAAUACCAAGGAGAAUCAUUUUAUUAUUACAUAAAAUGUGUUGCACAAAAUUUCCUCUUAGACGCCCUAAAGACAGCAAAGGAUGUGACCAGCAUUAAUGAGCGCCGGCAACUUCACGUUUGAUUUGACCAUGCCGAAGAGAUCGUGUGUGGUCGGAGAUCCUGUGAUUACCGUGAACGUCGACCCGAAGUUGUUUUCACUUCUCAACUCUCCUUCCGCCGCGCCCAUUUUCCAAUCAUGGGAGAUAACUCUGAAGAUUUUCUUUUACGUUGUUGCGUUUCUCCUGGACGUCGUCGGGAACUCCAUCGUCAUCCUGAUCAUCGGGCUCAACCGGAAGAUGCGCACAACAACGAAUCUGCUGAUUCUGAAUCUGGCGGUGUCUGACCUUCUUGUCGGGAUUUUCUGUAUGUGGGUGCACGUCGGAAAUCAGAUCACCUCGGAAUGGCCGUUUGGGGAGUUCGUCUGCAAGUUCAACACUUUCGUGCAAGUUGUGGUGGUUACGUCAAGCGUCCUCACUCUCACGGUGAUAUCGGUGGAGAGAUUCUUGGCCAUCGUGUUCCCGCUCAAAGCAAGAUGGUCGCCAUUCCACACCGCCAUUAUCGUAACCGCCAUCUGGUUCGUUUCCGCUUCCGUCGCCUGUCCCCAGCUCGUGGUGCGCAGCGUGUUUGAGUACCAGUGGAAGGACAGGAACGAGGUCUUUUGCGACGAGGUGUGGCCGCGCGUGUACCAGGACUCCGCCUGCAACACCUUCCAGCCAACCAAACUGGCGUACUACAUCAUGGGGGGCGUGGUUAUGUACUUCGUACCCAUUGUCGUCAUGGUCACCGCUUACACCAUCAUCACUGUGAAGCUGAUCAGACGCAGGGUUCCAGGAUCCUCGAUUUCUGGGACAACAAAUGCACGAGACAGAACCAAAAGGAAGGUAAUCAGGAUGUUGGUGGCGGUGUUGAGUGUGUUUGUGUUAUGCUGGACGCCACAGCAAGUGCUGUUACUAUGGGACACCUUCAGUUCAUCUGAAAAGAAUGCCAAGUACAUGAGCACUGUGAAGUACGUUGCGCUGUACGUCGCCUACUUGAACAGCGCCCUCAACCCCAUACUCUACUGCGGCUUCAACGACAACUUCAGGAAGGGAUUCUCGGUAGCGCUCCGGCGUGUCUGCAAGUCCAAUCGAAUAGCACCAGACGACACAAUCGAUGGACCAACUCGCACAAUUCAGCCAGUAAACAAUAACAUCAGUAGGCAUUUAGAACCGCGAAGGGAUGUGUUCAUCACGAAUAAUGUCAGCUGAAUGUAUUUUGGACUCUACCCUGCCGAGAUACAUCUUUGAGGAAAGGGAUGUUUAUAUAACGACAUUUCAGUACAUUGUGUAGGCAUCAAACAUCUUCCCCAAGUUCAGCCAGCAAACGUUUCGCUAACGUUCGCGACCUAUUUGAUUGGUAAUUCGGUUUACGGUGUAACGUAAAAACCAGUCUAGCGAACGUUAGCGACAGACGGUUGACUGAACUUACGCCUGGUAACUGCUACUGUUCUGCGUUCAGCGAACUAUUUGACUAAUUACCGGCCUCGGUGGUGUCGUGGUUAAGCCAUCAGAUAUAAAGCUGAUAGGUACAGGGUUCGCAGCCCGGUACCGGCUUCCACCUAGAGCGAGUUU
Messenger RNA from Gigantopelta aegis, 2540 nucleotides. RefSeq names its product QRFP-like peptide receptor. Gene Ontology annotation, cellular component: membrane. NCBI's taxonomy places the organism in Eukaryota, Metazoa, Mollusca, Gastropoda, Neomphalida, Peltospiridae. The coding region runs from base 987 to 2177 and encodes 396 amino acids. Gene Ontology annotation, molecular function: peptide binding; neuropeptide receptor activity. Gene Ontology annotation, biological process: G protein-coupled receptor signaling pathway. The record is from RefSeq and is a predicted model, not a curated record. The transcript is spliced from 6 exons.